CGUGUGUGUGUGUGUGGGUGUAGAAGCGUGUGCGAGUGUGUCAAGAGUGUGUAUGCCGAAGAGGUACAAAGUUCUUCAGACUUUUUUUUUUUUUUUUUUCUGAGACCGGCAAAAGCGCGCCUGUGAUUUGAGCGCGCGCCGGAUUGCAGUGUUCGGAUUUCCCCGUGUGAUGAACUGGUGGAAGGCUGUACGAUCCUCGGCAGUGUUCUGAGACUGUAUAGCCUCGCUUUCCCCCUCGCUUCUUUAACCCUGAAUGGAGUUUACAACCUUUUCUUUUUAAACUUCAACAAAAGCGCGUCACUUUUUUUUGUCCUUUAAUCUAAAAUCCGCGUAUACGCAGGAGUUUGUGAUUGUCAAACUGUCGACGCGAGCGAAGUGCGUGUGUGUGCGCGUGUGAGAGUGUGUUUGAGCGCGCGCGUGCGUGUGAGGAUUUCGGCGAAAUAUACGGGGAUCGUCGAUUGCAUGCGUGUUUAGGGGGAGAGAAAUCACUUCUGCAAGAUGACAGCCGAGAAAGACAAGAAAAGAAGCACUUCAGAGCGGCGGAAGGAGAAAUCCCGUGAUGCGGCUCGCUGCAGGCGCAGUAAGGAGACAGAGGUGUUCUAUGAUUUGGCACACCAGCUACCCCUGCCUCACAGCAUCAGCUCCCAUUUGGACAAGGCCUCCAUCAUGAGACUGGCCAUCAGCUUCCUCCGCACAUGCAAGCUCCUCACAUCAGGCUGCAGUACCCGCAAAACAGACAUAGACAGACAGAUGGACAGUCUGUAUUUGAAGUCAUUAGACGGCUUCAUCUCUGUGGUAACAUCAGACGGAGACAUGAUCUUCCUCUCAGAGAAUAUCAACAAAUUCAUGGGCCUGACCCAGGUCGAACUGAUCGGUCACAGUAUUUUCGAUUUCACUCAUCCCUGCGACCACGAUGAGAUACGCGAGAACCUGAGUCUCAAAACCGGUGUGGGGAAAAAAGGCAAAGAGUUGAGCACAGAGCGAGACUUCUUUAUGAGAAUGAAAUGCACCGUGACAAGUCGAGGACGUACCGUCAACCUUAAAUCUGCCAGCUGGAAGGUGCUGCACUGCACAGGUCAUCUUAAGGUGUACAAUAACUGUCGAACACGCAGUCUGUGUGGAUAUAAAGAGUCACCACUCACAUGUGUGGUCAUGCUGUGCGAACCGAUCCCUCAUCCCUCCAACAUCGACACACCGUUCGACAGCAAGACCUUUCUCAGUCGACACAGUAUGGACAUGAAGUUCACCUAUUGUGAUGAGAGAGUGACUGAGUUAAUGGGCUACAGUCCUGACGAUCUCCUGGGUCGUUCUGUGUACGAGUUCUACCAUGCCCUCGACUCUGAAAGUGUCACCAGGAGCCACCAGAAUUUGUGCACAAAAGGACAGGCUGUGAGUGGACAGUACCGGAUGUUGGCAAAGCACGGGGGCUUUGUCUGGGUGGAGACUCAGGGCACCGUCAUUUACAGUAGCCGCAACUCUCAGCCACAGUGCAUUGUGUGUGUCAACUACGUCCUGAGUGAUAUUGAGGAGAAGUCCACAAUCUUCUCUAAAGACCAGACAGAGUCUUUGUUGAAGACGCAUAUGAGCAGUUUCUUCAGCCAGGCUGGAUCUAGCAUGGCCUCUGAGACUAAUGGAGGCCUCUUCACCAAGUUCAAAGAGGAACCUGAAGAUCUCACUCAUUUGGCCCCGACUCCUGGUGAUGUCGUCAUCCCCCUCGACUUUGGUCAUCCUUCAUUUGAGGAAUACCCAGUGUGCCCUAAAGUGUCUCCUAUGCAUCCUCCUGCCACUCACUCAGUCACAGAGGGACAUAACCUGCCUAAAAUGACUGGCAGCUUCUCCAUACCCCAGGCUCCACCACCUGGCAGUGCUACUCCAAGCAUAAGCAGCUGCUCUACGCCCAGCAGCCCAGAUGAUUACAAAAGCCCAGUGGAUGAUCUAAAGAUGGAGAUCACAGAGAAACUGUUUGCUAUGGACACCCAGGGGACAAGCGCUUACAGCCAAAAAGCUGAUUUGAGUGAUUUGGACCUGGAAACAUUGGCCCCCUACAUUCCAAUGGAUGGUGAAGACUUCCAGUUAAAUCCCAUUUGUCCGGAGGACCCUGUGCCCGAAACCGUUGCUCUGGGAAUUAAUCAGUAGCUUAACAACAUCGCCAACUUCUUCCAGCCUCUGACCCCACCUCCUGGGGCCCACUUUCAGCCCAGCCCACACUCUGCUAGAGAGAAGCAGACACCCAGUGCUGCCACAAUGGAGCCCUGGCCCCCCAUAUUUUAUGCCAACCCCAUGCCUCUAGCACACCACAUCAAUCCACCCAUCACACCGCUAGCUUCUAUGGGUGGGCAUCACCGUCUGCAGUGGCCACCCGACCCGCCAAUAAAUUAUUCUAAUACCAAAGGUGGUGUGAUAGACACAAUGGUGGAAAAACACUCAUGCCAAGCUCUGCAAACAAAUCACAUGUCUCUCCACAACCAAAGGUCCAUGGAGAAAUACAGACCUUGUAAAUCCUACAGAGACAUAAGCCCAGCCCGGCUCUCAAUACCAACCAACAUGAAGCGCUCAUUUUCGCAGAUGAACAUGGGGGUAUCAUCUGCUACCAAACCACCAGAGAUGUGGAAAAGGAUGAAGAAUGAAAGCUGUGCCAUUUUGAGCAGGAUGUCUCAUAGCAGCAGUGCCUUAACAGAGGAGCACAUGGGGCACCAGCAAAGGAAGACUCAAUAUCAAGAUAAUCAAACAGUGCCAGGGAAAAAACACUACCCAGAACAGUGCUGUAAUUACAAAGACUACAGCAUGUUACCCAACACAAAAAUGGAAGGUGUGGCGAGCCGUCUGCUUGGACCCUCGUUCGAGAUGUUCUGUCUGCCUGAGCUGACGCGUUACGACUGCGAAGUGAACGUCCCCCUGCAAGGCAACCUGCACCUGCUUCAGGGCAGCGAUCUACUGUGUGCUCUAGACCAGGCCACCUAGAGCGACCUUUUCUUAGUUACCCAAGUUAUACUGUAUCACCCACCUGGAGUAUCAACCACAGUCCAGAUUAUAUUCAUGCAGCGUGUUAAAUCAUGGUCCUUCGUUAUCCUACCAGUGCACAUAGUUGUAUUUUCCUUUCAACAUACCCCACUCAGUUCAUCACUUCAUUAAUCACUUCAUGAGCACAAAAUGUGCACAACAGGGGGACUUAAAUGCACAUACCCCUACCCUACGUUACCAUAUAUAAUGAGAAUGUAGCUUUAUUUUUUUUUGUCUUUAUCUUUAUAAAUUAUAUGCAGUUCUAUACAUAAUAUAAUACAAUACACACACACACAUAAUACAGUAUAAUAUUUUAUUUACAAAAGCUAUUUCUUAAAGGUGCAAUAGUCAAAUUUAUUAUUGUUUUUUUUCAUACUUGUACAAAUAACCUGGAAGAUGUAAAAUGUAAAACAUGAUGAAAAAAAAUAUAUAAAGGUCGUGGUCAUA
Messenger RNA from Silurus meridionalis, 3447 nucleotides. It is a transcript of the gene epas1b, whose product is annotated as endothelial PAS domain protein 1b. Gene Ontology annotation, molecular function: protein dimerization activity; DNA-binding transcription factor activity, RNA polymerase II-specific; RNA polymerase II transcription regulatory region sequence-specific DNA binding. Gene Ontology annotation, biological process: cellular response to hypoxia; regulation of transcription by RNA polymerase II. The record is from RefSeq and is a predicted model, not a curated record. NCBI's taxonomy places the organism in Eukaryota, Metazoa, Chordata, Actinopteri, Siluriformes, Siluridae.